Scylla paramamosain (green mud crab) is the source of this 4535-nucleotide messenger RNA. RefSeq lists its product as uncharacterized. The coding region runs from base 159 to 1709 and encodes 516 amino acids. The record is from RefSeq and is a predicted model, not a curated record. Lineage: Eukaryota; Metazoa; Arthropoda; Malacostraca; Decapoda; Portunidae. The transcript is spliced from 3 exons. Gene Ontology annotation, molecular function: nucleic acid binding.
GGAGGGGACCUUACUUGGCAAGGGAGAGGAGAGAGGGGCGGAAUAUUCUCAGGUGAACGAUCUACCUCAGGCUUGUAGAGCUCCAUUCCCACGCCUUACCCUGCCCCAGCUAGAGUGAAGGAUGUGACGCGGCCAGCCCAGCCUGUGGUGGUCUGGGUAUGGAUGAAAAGGAAUUUGAAGAGAUCUUGAAUUUUGUUUCCAAGAGCAAGUAUCCAGAAAAUAUUAAAAGCAAGGACAGCAGAAGCAACUGGCGGAAAAAAUGCCGCCCAUUCACCUGCUGCAAAGAUGAGCUUUUCUACAAUCAUAAAAAGUAUGGAACCUUGCUGGUGGUGAAGGGCAUCAAGGAGAAGAAGAGGAUCAUUGAGUCCAGCCACCUGCAGCAUGACGGCCGCCACCAUGGCAUAAACAGAACUCUCAAGAAGAUCAGUACCAACUACUACUGGCGCACCAUUGCCAAGGAUGUACAUGGCUAUGUUAAGGUGGAAUGUGCAGUGUGUGUGGGGCAGGCUGCUGCUGCUGCUGUGGCCGGGGUGCAGCAGGGGCCCAGGGAGGGGAUGGAGGGGGUGGAGCAUGCCAAAGACAGAAUUGUGGAUCGAGCCAUGGAACAAAUUGGUCUUGAUGUCAUUGGCACCAUCUUGGAGCCUGGGGCACCCUCUCCCCCCACAGCAAGCAAUACCUUUAAGUGUGAGGCAGUGCCUACCCCGACUUCCACCCUGGCCCUCCCUAUCCCCAGUGAGCAGGCCAUGGCCCGCUGUGGCCUGGACCUGCUAGGGCCACUUGCUGAGACCCACAAGGGUAGACGGUUCAUUGCAGUCUUGACAGACAGUGCUACAGGCUGGGCUGAGGCUGUGGCCCUGACGGAGGCCACAACAGAGGCUGUUGGAGCCUUCCUGGCUGAGGUGGUGGGCCGCCAUGGAGCAGUGGAGGAGCUGCUGGCCCGGCCAAGUCAAGAGGAGUUUUGUAUUCGUCUCAGUGAGCGUGUGUAUGCACUCAUGGGCCUGAGUGUGCGUGUGUUGGGUGUUGUGGAUUCCCCAGGAAGCUGGCACAACAGUCUGCUGUGUGGGGCUCUCACCAGGCUCAGUGACACCCACCGCUACACCUGGGACCUGCUCCUGCCACCGGCUCUCCUCUCCUACCGCUCCUUUCCCCAGACCAGCCGGGCGGCCUGUCCCUUCACACUGCUGUACGGCCGGCCAGUGCGCCUGCCAUCCCUUGCCCCGCCACUCCCACCAUCAGGGGCACAGGACGAGGUGACUGUCCUGGUUGAGCACAUGGCUGAAUACAUCAAGGGUCUGGCUGGUCCUCCUCACCACUUUACUCCAUCCACAAAUCAGACUGGAAGCCAGUUCUCCCCCACAUUCCAGGCCCCCAACACAGGCCCAUUUCCGCCAGCUGUUGUCUCAGUCAGCACUCCUGCCAGCCAGCCACCAGCUGCCCCUGUAUUGUCUACCACACACAAUACAGCCAUGUACACCAUCCCUGCCACCACUGGCAUCAGCACACAUACCAUGUGUGCACCUCCACCACCACUGCCAGCACCACCACCACCACCUGCAGCUGCAUCCACUGCUGGCUCAUUGAUUGUCUCCACCUCGGCCACCAGUCUUCCUGUGCACACAGCCACAGAUGCACAUGCCAGCCACAUGGUCAUGAUACACACAGAUGGCAAGGCAUACACAGACUCUUUCUAUGUAAUCUGUCCACAGUGAGUGAAUGUAUGUGUGUGUGUGUGUGUGUGUGUAGAGACACAUUGUGUUCAAUAAACAUUAUUUGUUUUCCCUAAGAGAGAGAGAGAGAGAGAGAGAGAGAGAGAGAGAGAGAGAGAGAGAGAGAAUGUAUUAUUGCAUGAUAUUUUCCUAGAAAAUACAUCAUUUAUGAACAUAAACUUUUGCAUAUGUUUAUUAGAAAUAAGAUAAUUGGCCUGUAUAUUUUUUUUUCAGUUUAAGCUCUUGUUUCCUCAUUAACUUUGAUAUUCACUUGUCAUAUUGUGGCAUCAAGCAAAUAUUUAAGUGACUAAUAAUCUUAAAUAUGAAAAGGACAAAUAUCCUUUUUUCAUAUAUUAAACACACACACAUACACACACACACACACACACACACACACACACACACACACACACACACACACACACACACACACACACACACACACACACAUGUAUGUAUAUACUCUGCCAACAGUAUUACUAACUGCAGUCUUUAAAGUGGGAUGUUUAUCUCCCCCCCCAAAAUCACUAUUCAUUUAUUUACAUGAUUUUUUCUUUUUCUUUAUUGUUUUGUAAUACAUAUUUUGUUUUAUUUUCAAGGUUAGACCUUUAAAAUUACAAUGUUGUGUGGCUGACUAACAAAACAGUGACAGUACUGGUGUACCACAUGGCUGGAUGAAAAUAUUGGUGGUAUAGUAAACUCCCCACAUGUGGGGGUCAUGGUCCUGUGAUUAUAAACAGCUUGUUCAUUCUCUUACUGUGUCAGUGUGGACAGAUGCAAGUAACUCAAGGUCUCUGUGAGAAAGUGUUGGCUGAUAGUGAUUCUGAUAGAACAUGGUAAUAGAAAAACUGUUGUUCUUGUUUGAGCUGCUGGGGCAUACCUUAAGCAAUAAUUCCAUGCCAGUCUGUGAUCCAUAUAGGAGUUAUGUUCUCACAGUUUCUAAGUGUUUGGUCAUGUGAAACACUACUGAACAUGUGUGUAGCUAUUCCUGCAUGUAGACAUUUUCAUUACUAUUCUUGUCCAGGUACUAAGCUUUUCAGGUGCUUGGCCAUCUCAAAGUUUUUACCAAACUAGUGUAAACUCCAACAUGCUGACUCUUCAUUGGUUGAUUAAUUUUUCAAGCAUAUACCUUCUUUUCAGGGUGAUAAUGAAAGUACUUGCUGCUAUUAACAUGGCCACUUCCUCAGGGAUGCUAGUGGUCACCUCUGAACAUUAUUUUAUAUUACUGAGGUGACAGAGGCAGAGGUUGGCUUAUGUGUGGAUAGUGUUAGUGAAAAUCACAUAUUCUUUCACUUAGGACUGUACUUUUCUGAAAUAAUGCACACAUUAAUUCCUCAGUAACCAUCUUAUCAUUGUUGUCCCUUUAUCUUUGUAGUUUGGAGUAAGCUGUCCUUCACCAGGCCCUUGACUUCCUUACAACCUACAUUUUACUUUCUCCUUUUUCUUUGAACAUGUAGGAACAGGACAGUCAAGCCUUGAUAAUAUUUUUUGCUUAACUGGCAGUAUUCUGGAUUCAUGCAUCCCAUAGCCAAAUCAUCUUAUCUUCAGAUCAGUUUACUUUCUCAGUGUUUGUGAUGCUUCAAAGGUAGACAACCAUACACACAUACCAGUGAAAGAUUACACAAAUCAAAAUGUUCACCUACCUAUUGGCAUUUUCAUUUUAAAAUGUUGAUAUAGAUCGUUAUCUUUUAAAAACUCCAACAGCUCUGACUCCAACUUAGCCUCAGGAUGUCUUCAGUCAGACAGUUCAUGGAAAAGAAAUACCAGCUAAGAACAAAACACUUUUUUAAACAAUUUGAUGCAAUAGAUAAGACAUUAGUGUUUACUUAGUGUGGAUGGUAUAAAUGUUUGAUUCAUGUCCCUCAACAUUAAUCUUGGCUUGUGAAUGGCAUAAAUAAAUUACUAGUAUUACAAAAUUUAUGAAGUGUUUAAAAUCACAUUUUGAUUCUUCAGAAUGAAGCAUCUGUGCUUCAUUUUGUUAUUGUAAAUAAUUUCUAUAUUAUGUUUACAUCAGGAAUGUGCUUUUUAAAUAAGGUAACCCUGUUGUCAUUUAAUUUUGCAGUCUCUAUCAAUGAGCUGAACUCUGAAAUGCCAUUCUUAGCCUCAAGUACCGCUGGACAUGGCUCAUCAUCCAUUCUCAUGAUUCACUCACUCCCCAUUUCUGAUCAACACCUUCACUCCUUCAUUCUUUCUCCAGUAAACUGGGGAGUCAUUUGUCUUCCUUGAUUUUCAUGACAAAUUCCAAAAGCGAAGAGUCAAGUUAUCUCAGGAAUUAAACUAGACCUUUCCUUUUGGAGAGAAAAUUUUUACUUUAAAGAAAUACAUAGUGAAUUUUUUAAGCCUUUCUUUCAUUAUCUAAAACCUGAAUUUGUAUAUAUUUAAAAACACAGCUCUGUGAUACAUCAAACCCUUCUUCCUUUGCUGGAAUUCAUUGUUUUAUUCAUAUUUACUUUGCAAUCAAAAAUAUGCCAUCAAAUAGUUUUGGUUACCCUAAUAGUUGAAUUUCUUUGAGCAAAAUCAUAAUAGACCAAAUUAAUGUGGAUUGCAAUUCUCCUUACAAUUUACUAACUUGUAUGUAGAAAGUAAGACAGGAGAGAUGGAAGACAGGAAGAAAAGGAAGACUAUGAGUGUUCCAACAUUGCUUACUCAGCUGACAGUCUGCCUCACCUGACAUCCUACCUCCACAAACACCAGGUUAAUACAGUUAAUGAUAACAAUGGUAGCAGUGGCAAGUGUAAAUCGUGUGCUUUUGUGUAUGCUUUGUAGGAUGAGAGAGAUUGGGGUAUGUCUGCUUUUUUCAGGAUGAUUUAUAUAAAACUUAAUUUUUCA